AUGAAUGAGCAGAAGGCGUCGCCGAGGAGACCCCCGAGGAAACCCCCCCCGGAGAUGACGCGCGCGGAGGAUCUCGAGGAGCUACGCAAGGAGUGGAAGCGCGACCGCGAUCGCGCGUUCCGGGCGCGGCAGAAAGAAGCGAAAGCCGCCGUCGCCGACGCCGUCGCCGCCUGCGCGGCGACCGCGAACGCGAAGAAGAAGGAUCCUCAUCAGUCUACUAAAAAGCGCGACCAGGAAGAUUCGCUCGCCGCGGAGGACGCGCGCGCGAAGACGAAGACGAAGACGGAACCUCCGAAAACGGAACCUAAGUACGCCCCGCCGUGGCCGCCCGACCGCCCUCCGCGCGUCGUCGUCGUCGGCGCCGGCCCGGCGGGUCUGUGCGCGUCGCGCGCGUUGACUUUACACGGCGUCUCCGUGACGACGCUCGAGGCGCGCGAUCGCGUCGGCGGCCGCGUCCUGUCCGAGACGCUCCCGGAGCUGAAGCGCGACGACGUGAGCGCCGUCGCGCUUCCGAGCGUCGUCGUGGACCUCGGCGCGUCGUUCGUGCACGGCUGCCAUCGGUACAACCCUCUGUUCGCGAUGGCUCAGGCGCGUUCUAUACAAAAGUUUGAGUCCGGCGCGGCGUUGGACGCGAGCGACGGCGGCUACAGCGCGGGGUGGGGCGAAGACGCGAGCUGGUACGACGCGACGCGCGGCGGGAGCGUAGGUAGGAAGUCCGUGAAGCGCGCGUUCGCGGUCGCGAGGGGGCUGAGCGACGCGUUGGGUACGGUGGAGCCGCCGCUGACGCGAGACGAAGCGCUCGCUGCGGUGGGUGCGUUCUAUACACUGGUCCCCAUAUGA
Messenger RNA from Micromonas pusilla CCMP1545, 840 nucleotides. RefSeq lists its product as uncharacterized. NCBI's taxonomy places the organism in Eukaryota, Viridiplantae, Chlorophyta, Mamiellophyceae, Mamiellales, Mamiellaceae. The transcript has 2 exons. Gene Ontology annotation, molecular function: oxidoreductase activity. The record is from RefSeq and is a predicted model, not a curated record. Bases 1 to 840 code for a protein of 279 amino acids.